GGCGCCCUGUGUGGCCGCGGCCAUGAAGACGCAGCCGCCGGGCUAGGCCCGGGGCGGCUCCAGCCCAGGGCGGCCCCCGGAGGGCUGGGCCUGGCCCCCGGCUCCGGCUCCGGCUUCGGGGCCGGCGGACGGCCGCCAACCAUGCCGGGCAAGCACCAGCACUUCCAGGAACCCGAGGUCGGCUGCUGCGGGAAAUACUUCCUGUUUGGCUUCAACAUUGUCUUCUGGGUGCUGGGAGCCCUGUUUCUGGCCAUUGGCCUCUGGGCCUGGGGCGAGAAGGGCGUUCUCGCCAACAUCUCGGCGCUGACAGACCUGGGAGGCCUUGACCCCGUGUGGAUCUUUGUGGUGGUUGGAGGCGUCAUGUCGGUGCUGGGCUUUGCCGGCUGCAUCGGGGCGCUCCGGGAGAACACCUUUCUGCUCAAGUUUUUCUCCGUGUUCCUCGGCCUCAUCUUCUUCUUGGAGCUGGCCACCGGGAUCCUCGCCUUCGUCUUCAAGGACUGGAUUCGUGACCAGCUCAACCUCUUCAUCAACAACAACGUCAAGGCCUACCGGGACGACAUUGACCUCCAGAACCUCAUCGACUUUGCUCAGGAAUACUGGUCUUGCUGUGGAGCCCGAGGGCCCAACGACUGGAACCUCAAUAUCUACUUCAACUGCACUGACUUGAACCCGAGCCGGGAGCGCUGCGGGGUGCCCUUCUCCUGCUGCAUCCGGGACCCUGCGGAGGACGUCCUCAACACCCAGUGUGGCUAUGAUGUCCGGCUCAAACUGGAGCUGGAGCAGCAGGGCUCCAUCUACACCAAGGGCUGCGUGGGCCAGUUUGAGAAGUGGCUGCAGGACAACCUGAUCGUUGUGGCCGGGGUCUUCGUGGGCAUCGCCCUUCUCCAGAUCUUUGGCAUCUGUCUGGCCCAGAACCUUGUGAGUGACAUCCAGGCAGUGAAAGCCAACUGGAUCAAACAUCACGAUGGCUACAAACUGCUCAAAUAAACAAAACUUUGAGACCCACUGGCUCCUGCCCACCAUCUCGGAGGUUCUGUCAGCUGCGCACCUCUGCAGAGCUCUCCAUCUGGGGCCCCUGGCCCAAACCCACCCUGCCGAUGUGUUUUCUUUAGCCUGGUUAAUUUAUACAUUUGAGCCAACCUUUAAAAAAACGGUCAAUUUCGCAUAAAAGUCCAGAUCCUCAGCAUCUCAUGAGUGAAAACCUGGAGCCACUGACUCCUAAGUGGUAACAUUCCCUGGAACCCUGAGCCCCUGUCCAGCCCUUGCAGGCAUCCCCAGUCUUGAGGGGCGUCCCCUGCAAACAGCUGGAGAGGGUGCAGCCUGGGAGGAGCCCAGCCCUGCUGGGGGCUGAGAUGGGUGCCCAGGGGAGAUGCCGAGGGGUGGGAUGGGACUCAGGAAGAGUUUGCAAAGGAGGUAGCUGGAAAGAAAUCAUCCCUGGGACCUGCAGAGCUGCCUUGUCCCGCCAGAGGGCGCCCCAGCACAGUGUUCCCUGGGUCUUGCCUCUUUGCUCUGGCAACCUCAACCCAGUCGAGCCCAGUGUGCCCACCCUGCUUACUAGCGCUUCAGGGCUCUGGGAAUUUGAAAGCAUCUAAAGGAGCAAACUGGCUCCAACUUGGGAAGUCUGACUGCUGCUCUCGUCUCUGCCUGUUCCCAGCUGCAUGACUAGGUGUGUGGGGUGUCCCUGCCCCAACCCUCCCCAGGCUGCUCUUUGUGGAUAAAAGGAGGGUGUGGUGCAAGUGCAGAGGUCUUAAAUUUAGAGUCCACAGGGCCAGGUAAGUUACAUAGAUAAAGGAAGCAGGCCUGUGAGUUCCUAGGCCCUUGCAGUGCAAUUGAGACUUGCCCUUUGUUAAUAGAGAAUGGGCACAGGGAGAUAAUGCCGUGUGAUAAGUACAUUUGCACAGUCAAAUUGAUAACGGCAACUGGCUUUUGGAGACGAUGGUGGGGGGGUUGUGACUAUGGCAAACAAGCAGGGAUCCCCAUCUAAAGGUGGCAGCUGCCAUUUGGCCGUAGUUCAUUGCCAGAGUGGGGAAAUGUGGGCCUAAUGCCAGAAAAUCUGGAGAAACCAGAAAUUCAGAUUUUUAUGUGAAAUUGUCCUGAUUUUUAAAUGUUGGCAAUAAAUUAAAAAACACACAAGUUGCAAGCCAAAGAAAACAUGGGGGCAAGUUAUGCCCCUGUAUCACCGUGGAUCCCUCGGACAGCCCCCCACCAGGGCCCUGCUGGUCUGCCCUCAAAAUGUGCUGGGGCUGUGGCAGGGGGCAGUGCGUGGGCACCCAGAUUUGCGGUUCCCUGGAGUGGGCUGGAAGGUGUCCUGGGAUCAGGUGCUGGGGUGGGUUUCUAUGGUAUAAUAAAGGCAGCUCGUGAAUCUAGCACUUUCUA
Messenger RNA from Choloepus didactylus (southern two-toed sloth), 2376 nucleotides. It is a transcript of the gene TSPAN17, whose product is annotated as tetraspanin 17. The record is from RefSeq and is a predicted model, not a curated record. Lineage: Eukaryota; Metazoa; Chordata; Mammalia; Pilosa; Megalonychidae. The transcript is spliced from 9 exons. Gene Ontology annotation, biological process: protein maturation; protein localization to plasma membrane; regulation of vascular endothelial growth factor signaling pathway. Gene Ontology annotation, cellular component: membrane. The coding region runs from base 142 to 987 and encodes 281 amino acids.